Messenger RNA from Penicillium olsonii, 3825 nucleotides. The record is from the annotation of a GenBank genome assembly. NCBI's taxonomy places the organism in Eukaryota, Fungi, Ascomycota, Eurotiomycetes, Eurotiales, Aspergillaceae.
AUGGCGAGUCUCCCGGAAAUAAACAUCUCCAUCGGUCCUGAUAAAGACCGCGGCGGCACCUUUUGCGAUGUACUUGUACAAGUUGGCGGCCGCGAUGAUCUCGUGUUCAAAUUAUUGUCCGAAGACCCGCAGAAUUACCGCGAUGCUCCAACGGAGGCGAUUCGAAGGGCGCUGGAAGUCAUCGAAAACCGACGAAUUCCCGUCGGCGAGUUACUAGAUGGAUCCCGAAUCGCAUCCUGUCGAAUCGGGACAACCAUUGCAACGAAUGCUUUGUUGGAAGGCAAGGGGCGAGAAUUCGCAUUUGUGACCACUAAGGGCUUCAAAGAUGUGUGCGUUAUUGAUGAUCAGACGCGACCGAAGCUGUUUGCUUUAAAUGUUAGAAAGCCACCUGCAUUGCAUUCAGUUUCAGUGGAAAUUGAUGAACGCAUCACUAUCGAGGACUAUGAUCUCAACCCCUUUCCUUUGGAUAAGGCCCUUGAACUCACUGAUCCUGCGCUCGUGCGGACGCGCAGUGGAGAGGUGAUUAGAAUAUUGAAGGAAAUCGAUCUUGUUGAAGUCCGAGAAGUAUUGAAUGGCCUGUUGUCAGCAGGAUACAAAUCUUUGGUCAUCUCAUUUAUGCACUCCUAUCUUUAUUCUCACCAUGAGGAUCAGGUAGCGGAAAUUGCGCAGAGCAUGGGAUUUGAAACCGUCAUCAAAGCAUCUGAAGUCAGUCCCGUUAUCAAAUUUCUGCAACGCAGCACCUCGGCGUCCUCUGAGGCCUAUUUGUACCCCCUCGUGAGAGACUAUGUGAAAGCUUUCCAAGCCGGCUUCAGUAUACUCCCCCAGCGUGUGGAGUUUAUGGGAUCGGAUGGAGGCUUGAGACAAGCGGAUAAAUUCCGCGGAAACGAAGCGCUUCUCAGCGGGCCAGCCGGUGGUGUUGUUGGAAUUGCCCGAACUUGCUUUGAUGCAGCUGAAGGGACUCCUGUGCUGGGCUUUGACAUGGGUGGAACUAGCACGGAUGUUUGUCGAUACGAUGGCAAAUAUGAUUAUUUGACUGAGACAACGGUUGGUGGUCGGAAAAUCGCGGCGCCGAUGUUGAAUAUUUCGACCGUCGCAGCGGGCGGAGGUUCAAUGCUGUUUGCGCGUCACGGACUGUUUGUUGUUGGCCCUGAGAGUGCCGGAGCCCAUCCUGGUCCUGCCUGUUACCGAAAGGGGGGCCCUCUUACUGUGACCGACGCGAACCUGUUUCUGGGCAGACUGGCUCCGUCUUAUUUUCCCGCGAUCUUUGGCCCUAAUGCGGACCAGCAAUUAGAUGCCGAGGUCACCAAGCAGAGAUUCCAUGAUAUAACCGAUGAAAUCAACAAGCAAACGGGACAGACCCUAAGCCCCGAGGAGGUCGCUUUCGGGUUUCUUGAUGUUGCAAACGAAACCAUGACUCGACCAAUGCGAAACGCCACAGAGGUACGAGGCUUUGCGCCGAGCAGUCAUAACUUGGUCAGUUUUGGAGGAGCAGGUGGUCAACACGCGUGCUCCAUUGCCAACAAAUUGGGCAUCAAACGGAUUCUUAUCCACAAACACUCCUCCCUCCUAUCCGCCGUCGGUAUAUCUCAGGCAGAUCUGCAAGUUGAAAGAAUGGCCCCAUUUGUUGGGUUCUUUGACUUAAAUAUCUUGGACACCAUCCGGGCCCAGCUUGACAACCUUAAAUCCAAGGUUGAGGUUGCUCUGCACUCACAGGGGGCGGACCCAUCGACCAUUGUGUUCGAAGAGUCCCUCAGUCUGAGAUAUGCGGGCACAGACACCAAUAUCACUGUAUCCAAGCCGGCGGAUGAAGACUACGGAUCCUCCUUUGUUGCGACGCAUCUUCGAGAAUUUGCGUUUGUUCUCGACAGAAAAAUACACAUCGACUCGGUCAAGGUCCGUGGAGUUGGAAGAAGCGGUGUUCCUGCUGAUAGUCCCUCACCCUACUCGAUGCUCGAUCAAGCCAAAUCCCAACAGGAGUAUCUUCAGGGUGAUCUGCAACAACCUGUGUUCUUCGAUGGGAAAUGGCAGAAUGUGCAAAUAUUUGAACUUGGGUCGGUAAAACGACCCUCUCAGGUGCAUGGACCUGCCCUGUUGAUUGACGCAACCCAGACGAUCUUCGUGGAACGUGGAUUUGAUGCAUACCUUCUUUCAGAUCAUUUGGUACUGGAGAAAAUGGAAUCCAGAGCCCCGAAAUCUGAACUGUCGCCCUCAACAGAGACUGUCGACCCGAUCCAGCUUUCCAUUCUCUCACAUAGGUUCAUGGCGAUCGCAGAGCAGAUGGGACACACAUUACAGCGGACAUCGAUUUCAACUAGCAUUAAAGAGCGAUUGGACUUUUCCUGUGCUAUAUUCUCGCGAGAGGGGAAGUUGGUAGCCAAUGCCCCUCACAUUCCCAUUCAUCUUGGCAGUAUGCAAUAUGCGAUCCAAUACCAGCAUCGUCUGUGGGAAGGAAAGCUGAAGGCCGGUGACGUCCUUCUGAGCAAUCACCCCGAAUGCGGUGGAACCCAUCUGCCGGAUCUCACCAUCAUCACCCCGGUAUUUGUGAAUGACGAGCCCACCGUCGCUUUCUACGUUGCAGCUCGGGGCCACCAUACGGAUAUAGGUGGCCAAGGAAUCACAUCCAUGAUGCCAGACUCAAAGGAGCUAUGGCAAGAAGGAUUGAAUGUUCGAUCCAUGAAGAUCGUCGACAAUGGUGUAUUCCUUGAGACUGAGGUGCGAAAUGUGUUUUUGGAUGCGGGUGAUCUCCCCGGGUGCAGCCCAACUCGCCGUUUAGACGACAACAUCUCGGACAUCAAAGCUCAGAUCUCAGCCAAUCAGCGUGGCAUUCUUCUUCUCCAGAAGAUGUGUGGGGAAUUUGGUUUCCCUUUUGUGCAUGGCUACAUGAAUGCCAUUCAAAUGAACUCCGAAAACGCUGUGAGAGACUACCUCAAGAAGGUAUCGGGAUCGAGAGCGAUGCCUUUGACAGCCAGUGAUCACUUUGACGAUGGAACAGUCAUCAGAGUUUCCAUAUCGAUUGACGAAGAUGGCGGCGCAGUGUUCGAUUUCUCAGGAACUGGCCCUCAGAUAUGGGGGAAUUAUAACUGCCCGAUCUCCAUUACCCACUCAGCCGUUAUUUACGCCAUCCGGUGCUUGAUAGAUGUCGAUAUCCCACUCAAUGACGGGUGUCUAUCUCCAAUCGAUAUUCGUAUUCCGAAAGGGUCUAUUCUGAGACCCAGCGCCUCUGUGGCUAUAUGUGGAAGUACACUAGCGAGCCAGCGUGUGAUCGAUACGAUCUUGCGAGCAUUCGAAUGCUGCGCGGCAUUUUCCGGUUGUGCAAACAGCUUCGGGUGGGGAAUGGGAGGAAGAGAUCCUGCCACUGGGAUCAUUCAGCCUGGGUGGAAUUACGGCGAGACCGUAGGAGGCGGGUGUGGUGCUGGACCUGGAUGGCAUGGUGAGCAUGCUAUUCAAGCUCACUCGACGAACACGAAGAUCACCGACGCGGAGGUGGUUGAAAAAAGGACUCCAGUCAUUAUUCGCAAGCACGCCAUCAACCUCAACACUGGUGGAGAUGGCGAGUUCCGCGGGGGUAACGGUGCCGUUCGUGAAAUCGAGGCUCGGAUUCCUCUAAAAUUCAGCAUUCUCAGUGACCGACGGGUGUUUGCUCCGUACGGCAUGAAUGGAGGAGAAGAGGGCAGUGUGGGGAAGAAUUUUGCAUUCAAGUGGAACGAAGAAAAGACUGCUCUGGAAAGACUGUCGCUUGGUGGAAAAGCUGCUCUUGCCCUCGAGGCUGGCGAGAUCAUGCAGAUCAACAGCCCAGGCGGAGGAGGAUGGGGCGCUUCUGCAUAA